CUAUGAAUAAACAAAUUAAAGUCACAUACUUGUCAGCUGAUGCAAGCUUUUAAAAAACAGGACUAUUUUCUCCUUAUUUUCUUUAUCUUUUUUUUUUUAUACAUAUUAUGCUGACAUUAUUUGCAGUGAUAUUGAUCAUAGGCAUGAUUGUCUUCUUUCUUAUCGCUGUGUUUUUGAUAUGCUUUACAAGGUCUUCUUCUGAGUCUGCUAUCUCUCUUGGAAGUUAUAUAGAAUAUGAAGACUGGCCAGUAGACCCAGACGACUCUAUAGCUACUUUAUCUGAAGACGCAAGGUUGAGUUAUGAAAGAGCAAAAGUAUUUCAAGACAGACACCCACCAGACAGUGUUCCUACAGAUAUUACACCACCUCAAUUUAUAUCGAUUCAAGAAAAAGGCGUGUCUGCAUUUGAAUUUGAAGGAGAACCUGAUGCAAAUGUGUAUGUGGCUGGCAGAACAGAAUUACAAUUUAUGCACGGUGAAUGUUGUAUACAAACAAAUCUUCCUUUACCAAGGCACCAAGAAGUAUAUUACUGGGAGGCAAAAAUGUUCGAGAAACCUGAGACAACAACUGUGUCUGUCGGGGUGGCUACAAAGCCAUAUCCUACUUGGAGACUGCCUGGUUGGAACAGAUAUUCAAUAGGGUAUUUCUCAGACAGUGGGUACAAGUUUUUCUCUUCUCCAUUCAAUGGUAAACCCUACGGUAUACCUUUUCAUCGUGGAGACAUUAUUGGUGUGGGUUAUAGACAUAGAACGGGUACUGUCUUUUUCACAAGAAAUGGCAAACGACUAGAAGAUGCUUAUACUGGCUUACGCUGGAAUUUGUUCCCUACGAUAGGUGCCAAUGGUCCCUGUCAAAUUCAUGUCAAUCUGGGGCAGUCAGGAUUUGUGUUUGUCGAAGCCAACGUCAAGAAAUGGGGAUUAGCACCUUCACAAGGCACAUUAGCUCCUCCGCCUGCUUAUGGCCUUGAAAAUGAUACCAUUCUCUUAGCUACGUCUGGUGGUCAACUGUCAAGCAGUAGUAGCAGUAGUCGACAUGAUUCAGACAGCUAUUCGUUACAAUUUAGACCUUCUGAAACCUUAAUCACUAUUGUAGACAACGAAGAUUAUACCGCAUCCUCUAUACCAAAUCCUCCUCCUUACCAGCAUACCAUUAUUCAGCAUUCAAAUGAAGAAACACUUUUAGAUUAAGUUUAUUAUAUAUAUAUAUAUAUAUAUAUAUAU
Messenger RNA from Gilbertella persicaria, 1220 nucleotides. Its product is annotated as concanavalin A-like lectin/glucanase domain-containing protein. The record is from RefSeq and is a predicted model, not a curated record. The coding region runs from base 108 to 1187 and encodes 359 amino acids. Gene Ontology annotation, molecular function: protein binding. The transcript has 3 exons. NCBI's taxonomy places the organism in Eukaryota, Fungi, Mucoromycota, Mucoromycetes, Mucorales, Choanephoraceae.